UGAAUAUCCGGUAAAAUGGCAGCGCCCUAUCCCGUUUCCUUUGUUUGUUUACAAAAUACUUUCUGUCUUAAUUUUUGCAGAGAGUCAUGGCAUUGAAUGAUUUCAUAAAUUUUGAUUUGUUUUUAUAAAUUUUGGCACUGCACAAAAUUCAAAUUUCCAACUUGUCCCAAAAUGUGCUCUCAAAGCAAUGAUACUCAGCAUGCAAUUCAGUGAUGAAAAAAAUUAAAAGACAAAAAAUGUCUACAGACAUUUUUGGACUCUCUACACAUGACAUAACAUCAAAUCUUCAUCGUUAUGGGGAGUGCAUUCUCCACUGCAGUAUCCACAUAUCUCGAGGAAUCCAUGAAUUGGACAAUGAUGUGGUUUUACGCUAUGCAUGUGGAAUUGCCAAUAGUGGUGGAGGUAUACUCCACAUGAAGAAUGAAGAUUACAAAAGUGGCGUCUGUUCCAAAGAUUUAGAUAUCUGGUGGAGUGGAAUGGAGAUAAAGCUAGCUGAAAUGAUCUCAUCAGAUGACAUUUGUAACUAUUUUGACAUGGUGGGAAAUUACGAUGACGCUGAUCUGUACCUUUUUAUUAAGUCUGCCGAGCAUAUCUGUACAAUAGACUAUCAUUCCCGUUUACCCACUGACACAGCUACACACGAAGUCAGUUACCAGUCCGUGAUUAAACUGCUCCAAAAAGAUGAAUCGGGAAAACCCCUCUCGGCCCUCCCAUCCAUCCCUACAAACUUCCAAUAUGGUGCUACAAAUGAGCAUCUUAAACAGGAGACUAAGCAAAUUCAAUUCAAACAGCUGUCAAGUCGAUAUUCAAGAGAUGGAAAAGGAACCCCAGAUAAAAUCAGGACCCUGAUAUCAAAAUAUGUGACAGCCUUUGCCAAUCAUGAGGGAGGACACAUCUAUUUUGGGAUUGAUGAUGAUCAGGCUGCUGUUUACGGAGAAGAGAUGACUUAUCAGGAACAAGAGAGAACAGUAAAGCUGGUCCAGUUGAAGAUGGAUGUCAUGAUUUGGGGGAGUUCCUCCUUCAGUGCCCAGAGAGGGAUACAGUGGGACAUUCACUUCUUCCCAGUGCUAAAUGUGCCUCAUAAAAUGAAUCCUCGAGUAGUAGUUGUGGUGUCUGUUUGUAAAUUUCCUGGCGGCGUGUUUUCUGCCACCCCAGAUAGUUACUAUGUCAACACCAAUACCCAGACUGUGGACUGCUGGACAUUUGACCAAUGGAAGAAAGCAAUGCUGAACCCAUUCAGAGAUAAGCCAGAGUUACAUGGACGCUUCAUCAAGCUUCCCCUAACAGUACCUCAGGCACCCCUGGUUUUCUCCUUAAAACACACAAUAAACAGCAUAAAGGCCAAAUUAUUUACAGAGAAAUCAAUGAAGUUUGCUCAGCCUCACCACUACCUGACCACCAUUGAUUGCCUGGACACUAGGGACGUCAUCUGCUCCGUUGUGGACCUGUUUUCUGGAGGGAGACAUCUAUCCCUCUUUGUUAAUUGCUGGGGGCUGUCCGUUCCACUGCCACCCCUCCCCAAAGUGACCUGCGAUUUGUUCAUUGUCAGUGAGACCCGUGGGUGUCACUUAAUCACCUUUGCUACCUCAGAAUCCAAUGCCAUUUGGACUCAUACACAUGAUGUGGCUGCCCAUCUCAAAUACAAGAUGGUGGCCCUCGGUGGAUGUGUUUUCAAAUUUGGUAUUACCACACAUAUCAUCAAUGUUAAAAAUUUUUCAGAUGUUAAAGGCAAUUUUGAAAGGCGGUUCUACCCUUCUCAUUUCGAUAUGUCCUCAGAGAAAUUUGACAGUGUGAUUGACUCACUCAUUGUUACAAUGGCUGCUUACCAACCUGUAGAUUUUACAACCCUAAAUACGACCACUGUGGAAAAUAUUAUGUCUCAGGACUCUUACUUUUUUAUGCUCACUUGUGAUCAGUUUCAACUGCUAUUUACGCAGCAGUUUACUAAGGAAUUGUGGGUACACAGUCCUCCUGGUGGUGGGAAAACAGUAGCAGCUGUCCAGUUUGUUCAAGAGCUAAAACGUAGAGGGUCACAGACAAAAGAAAUCCUGUACCUAGCUGAGAAUGAACUUCUCUGCUCAUAUGUCAGGUCUUUCAAAAUAUGCCAGGUGUCCACACGUCGUGACUUCAUGAAUGCCGGUGAUGACACUUUCAGGGAUAUCAAAAAUGUCAUCGUAGACGAGGCACAAAAUUUCAAAGAUAGAGAUGGAGACUGGUACAGUGCAGCAGAACGUUUGACCAAACCACUGGAAAAUUCCUCACUGCAGCCGACCAGCUCAAAUCAUCUAGAGAAAGAUGGAUUCUUCUGGGUAUUCAUGGAUUACACCCAGAAAGUUCACAAAUAUGAUGCUGGUCUUCCCUCUGUGAUUGGAAAAAACAAUUUCAUGAUGAGCGAAAUAACCCGUAAUUCUAAGGAGAUCUUUGAAUAUGCCCAGCACUUCAUGAAUGGCCCCAUCAAUGUAAAAAAAAUAUCACCAGAAGAUCUAAGAGAGAUUGAAAGCUCGCCUCAUCUUGGUCAUGAAUACAGUUCAGGACAAUCUGUAGAAAUUCUCAAGUGUGACAAAGAACAUCUGAAAGAGAAACUCUUCCAAGUCAUCUCUAAUAUUAUCGACAGUGGAGUCAGUGUCAACGAUUUGGCUGUACUUGUUGGGAGUAAACAAGACAAGCCAGAAAUCACAGCAGACGUGAUGCCACUGACAGAGAACACAAAUCGUGGAGUAGAAGUAGACACGGUGAAGGAGUUCAGUGGACUAGAUCGAGGGACAAUUGUCGGGGUGGAUCCAAAGGUCAAUCCAGAACACGCCGAUUUGAAUAAAUUCAUCCUCAGCUUGGCAACCCGUGCGCGUGAUAAACUUGUGAUUAUUUCUACCUCAGACGAUGUUCAGAAAACACUCAAAUGUGACCAGGAGUCUUGAUACCAAAAUAUAGGCAUAUAAUCAUAGGCAUAAAAUC
Messenger RNA from Saccostrea cuccullata (small rock oyster), 2952 nucleotides. Its product is annotated as schlafen family member 8-like. The record is from RefSeq and is a predicted model, not a curated record. NCBI's taxonomy places the organism in Eukaryota, Metazoa, Mollusca, Bivalvia, Ostreida, Ostreidae. Bases 213 to 2915 code for a protein of 900 amino acids. The transcript is spliced from 7 exons.